Notothenia coriiceps (black rockcod) is the source of this 535-nucleotide messenger RNA. Its product is annotated as protein Wnt-5b-like. Gene Ontology annotation, biological process: canonical Wnt signaling pathway; multicellular organism development; cell fate commitment. The record is from RefSeq and is a predicted model, not a curated record. Lineage: Eukaryota; Metazoa; Chordata; Actinopteri; Perciformes; Nototheniidae. The annotation marks the transcript as partial. Gene Ontology annotation, molecular function: frizzled binding; cytokine activity. Gene Ontology annotation, cellular component: extracellular region. The transcript has 4 exons.
AUGGAUCAAGUUCUAAACACUACAUCGGGAGGAAAGGUGCAGACCAGUGGACUGUCCUCGCAGCGCCACACGCUGUCCCGAGCAGGACGGACCCCUCCUGACUGUCUGCCCAUGUCUCAACAGCAGAACUCUUUCCCCCGCAGCGGCUGUGUGGCGGUGAUGCGGCGGACCAUGGACACCAGGCCGGUCCGGAGGAGGCGCACCGGCGCCCUGCGGCAUCUGCUUCUGGCCGCUGCCUUCCUGGCGUGCAGCUCCCAACUGCUGGUGGUGGAUGCCAACUCAUGGUGGUCACUAGCUCUGACCCCCAUCCAGCGGCCCGAGAUGUACAUCAUCGGAGCGCAGCCUCUGUGCAGCCAGCUGUCCGGUCUCUCCCAGGGCCAGAGGAAGCUGUGCCAGCUGUACCAGGACCACAUGGUCCACAUCGGAGACGGAGCCAAGACCGGCAUCAAGGAGUGCCAGUUCCAGUUCAGACAGAGGAGGUGGAACUGCAGCACGGUGGACAACACGUCGGUGUUCGGACGCGUCAUGCAGAUCG